Molecule: messenger RNA, 944 nt
Organism: Arachis ipaensis
Lineage: Eukaryota; Viridiplantae; Streptophyta; Magnoliopsida; Fabales; Fabaceae
Source: RefSeq, a predicted model, not a curated record
AGGUGUUGGUUCUGUUUUUAUGGCAAAUUCAAAGGGCUCCUCGGGCAUCAGAAAUUUGAUGUAUUCUGGAAAGCAUGCUCUGCUUCCUCCUAAAAUCCCAUUCCCUAGUGUUUCCCAAGCUUAUGCUGAUUAUAUGCCGAAUCCUACCGUAGGUUCAAAGGUUGCGCAGAGACCAAGAGAGGGAAAUGCUUUCCACCAACGGACAUCAUCUGAGAGCUUUAUUAUAGAGGAACAACCCUCAUGGCUUGAUGAUCUCCUUAAUGAGCCAGAGACACCUGUACGAAGGGGCAGUCAUCGGCGUUCAUCCAGUGAUUCUUUUGCCUACCUGGAAAACACUAAUGUUUCUAACAUCGGUUAUGCAGAUAAGGAUGAGUUUAAAUUUAGGAAUUUAGGACCUAUUCCUUCUUGGUCACCUCAAGACUUAAAUCACAGCAAAGAUGUUCGUCAUAUGCCCAUGUAUGCAGAAAUGAACUCAACUAAAAUAAAAAAUAGGGCAUGGGACUCUUGUUUGAAUCCUCCCACACAUCCAGGUGGUGUUCCUGCUGUCAAAGAAAAUGUUGCUUUUCAGAGUUCAGGACUGUCGUGCCCGCCACAUGAAGCAGAUGGGAUUCCAUCAACGGCCAAUGAAAAGCAUGAUGUAGUAGAAUCUGGUUCACAGGAUGCAAAAUUAUCUUCAGAAAGAAAGGAUGGUUCAAAUGCAAAGUCAUCUGCUACUGAAACAGAUUCAAAACGUGCUAAACAGCAAUUUGCUCAACGUUCACGAGUCCGUAAACUUCAAUACAUAGCUGAAUUAGAAAGAAAUGUACAAGGUUUACAGGCAGAAGGAUCUGAAGUAUCUGCCGAGCUUGAAUUUCUUAACCAGCAGAAUCUCAUCCUGAGUAUGGAGAACAAAGCUCUCAAGCAACGGUUAGAAAGUUUAGCACAAGAGCAGCUUAUCAAAUAUU